Messenger RNA from Stegostoma tigrinum, 2393 nucleotides. It is a transcript of the gene ankrd67, whose product is annotated as ankyrin repeat domain 67. The record is from RefSeq and is a predicted model, not a curated record. Gene Ontology annotation, molecular function: protein binding. The transcript has 5 exons. Bases 1 to 1386 code for a protein of 461 amino acids. NCBI's taxonomy places the organism in Eukaryota, Metazoa, Chordata, Chondrichthyes, Orectolobiformes, Stegostomatidae.
AUGGCAGAAGAGAACCAAGACAAGCCCUGUGCCCAUGUAGAGUUUGAAACGGUAGAAGCCAGAAGUGUUUGUAACAGGAAGUUGGAGCCUACUUGCGCAGUUUGCUAUUUGAAAAUAACAAGUAAAGAAUCUGUCAUGUCAGCCCUUUCAGAAAUUACAUGGAAAUGGAUGGAUUUACACGAUUCAGUUUCUUCCUGCAGCACGGUCAGAAUAAAUAUGAAUGUCAAGCCUGCAGAUGGGAAUCAACCUCAGCAGGGAUGGUGCUUGCCUUCCUACUUGACCACAACACUGGUAUCUGGGCAGAAAGCAGAAACACUGCCUGUUGCAAACCAGGAAGACAACCAAGGUGCAACAGCUCAAUGUCAACUUUCUGCUAAGUCUGCUGCUUUGAAUGAUGAUUGCAAUGAUAAUUCAGGCUGGACUCCACUUCACCAUGCUGCAUUCUAUGGAAACAUUUCUUUGAUCAAGUAUCUUCUUCAUAGACGUGCAGCUAUCAAUAGCAGGAGUAAGUAUUAUUAUACGGCAAUGCAUAGGGCUGCUUAUAAUGGACACACUGACGCAGUGGAUUACCUCUUACACCGUGGAGCCCUUCUUGAGCCCCAGACUCGCUGUGGAGCAAGCCCACUUCACUGCAGUGCAGCUGCUGGUUGCCUAAGCACAGCUCAGCUCUUAAUAAAAUAUGGAGCCUCUGCAGACAUUAAAGAUAACAAUAAGUGGACGCCAUUACACUGGGCCUGCUUGAAUGGGCAUACAGACCUCAUUGAACUGCUGCUGAAUGAGGGAUCUUCACUGAAUGAGAAGACAGACUAUGGUCUGACUCCACUGCAAUUAGCAGUUGAGGCUGGAAACAUCAAGGCCACCUACCAUUUAUUGAAGAAAGGAGCAGACAUAGAUGCCAGGGAUGAAAAUAAUCAAACUGCUCUGCACAAAGCUGCUGCAAAUGGAAAUAUGGAGAUCUUGCAGCUGUUACUAACACAAAAUGCCACAGUGGAUGCUUCAGAUAGAAACCAGCUCACGCCUUUGCACAGAGCUGCAGAUAAUGGAACAGUCGCUGCUCAAUUGUUGUUGCAGUUUGGUGCUUUUGUCAACAGCAGAGAUGUACUACAGAUGACUCCUCUGCAUCGUGCUGCUUUCCAAGGUCAUGUGACAGUGACUGGGGCUCUAAUUGAACAUGGUGCUGAUGUCCAUGCCAGAGACUGGAUGGAUAAGACUCCUUUACAUCUGGCUGCAGAGAAGGGCCACUGUCAUGUUGUACAGCUACUGAUUAGUAAUGGCGCUGACGUGCUAGCCAAAACAAAGUGGAAUGAGACAGCAGUCAAUCUCGCCAUGGACAGAAAUCAUCAAAAGGUUGUUAAUGUCCUGAGAGGACGAAGUAUAAAAGAAUAAGAGUGCGUGUUUAGAUUAUAAAGUGAAUGGGCUACUUUUCACAAACAGAACUAUAUGGUAUAUUCAUAUUUAAAGUUGAUGUGGCAUCUCUAAGACAAGCAUCUUGUACAAUUUUUAUCCUCCACUCUCUCUGUCGUGUUGCCCCCAGGAGCAUAUUAAUUUUAAUCCUCCUUCCUGUAAAACUCACACACAACAGUAAAGGUCAGAAUAGAAGGUCAAAGAUGACAAAGAGGAAGGAAAUGGAUCUUUUUGAGAUUGACGAUAACAAAGGGAAGGAUGAUAGUGAGGGGUGGCACGGUGGCUCAGUGGUUAGCCCUGCUACCUCACAGUACCAGGAAUCCGGGUUCGAUUCACACUCAGGCGACUGUCUGUGUGGAGUUUGCACAUUCUCCCCAUGUCUGCGUGGGUUUCCUCUGGGUGUUUCGGUUUCCUCCCACAGUCCAAAGAUGUGCAGGCUAGGUGGAUUAGCCAUGCUAAAUUGCCUGUAGUGUCCAGGGAUGUGCAGCCUAGAUGGAUUAGCGAUGGGAAAUGCAGGAUUACAGAGUUAGGAUAGGGGAAUGGGUUUUGUUGAGAUGCCCUUUGGAGGGUCGGUGUGGACCUGUUGGGCUGAAUGGCCUGUUUCCACACAGUAGGGGUUCUAUGAUUCUAUGAAGAUGGUAAGUAAAACAAUGCAAAGUCCAAUCCUGAAUUUUUGAACUGAUAACCUACCCCUUGAUCCUCUGCUAUUUCUGCCAAAUUUCCUUAUAUCUAACACCUACUUUUUCCACAAACAUCCAAUCAGAUAUUUUCAACCAGAAUUAAAUGUUGUUAGUGAACUCCUGAUUAAGUCUACAAGGUUUCCUCAGAAAACUGUUCUCGCUGCAUCCUGUGAUCCACUCAGUGCCAUGUGUCACCAAAUGCACACUCUCUCUCCAUCCAUACCACCUUAUGGUAGUGGCUCAGAACUGCCCUGCUCAACUAUAUCCUGUAGCUCAGAGAUAAAUAGGGAGUAUGGAAUAAAUAGGGAG